GUAUGGUAAUUGUCAUCUCCAAUAUCAACAGCAGUAUGUUUUGACAAGCAAUACAAACUAAACUUUUGUUUUUUGUAAGAGAGUUGCAGAAUUUUGUUGGAAGUAUAAAUAUAAAACGCAAGUGAUUUCUUUGAUUUCAUGUUAAGUGUUUUGAAAAUGUUGCAAAGUUCAGUUGAGACUUCAAGAAUCCUUAGCAAUACAGUGUAAAUAAAUAAAAAAUAAAAAUAUGUACAAGGAUAAAUAAAAAAGAAUAUCUUACAAAGAUGGUGUGAGUUAAGAGCAAUUCACAUAUCCGAAAAUAAAGAAGGAAACAACCACAAAUCCUUUCGUGCAGUUUCUGAAAAAAGAAAUAAGUAUUAUAAGCAGUUCUUGUUUUACAAAAUGGUUAAAAUACUUCAGGCCUACAAUUUUGCCAAGCAAAAUACGUUUGCUUUGAAUGGAGAAAUAUUGUCGGCUACACUAAUUGAUUCGAAUCGUAUUGCCAUAAGUAGUGCUGAGCAAUUUAUUGAGAUCUAUGAUAUUGUCGAUAGACAACGUCAUGUUCCAGAAGAUAAAGACACAUUUCCUACCGGGGAUGGUACAGCUCCUAAUAGUGCUGCUGAAGUAGUACAAACAUCGAGUGUCGCAACCAACAAUUCGUCAACCAACGUUGGAAACAAUGAUGAGAAAUCUCCCAAUAAAUAUACAUUAGCUACAGUUGGUGAAGUUGUUAACUUAAUAUAUUGUGAAUCAGGAAAAUAUUUACUCACAUUAGAAAAGGAAACUGUUGGCAGUCCAGUACAUGCAACGACAUCGAGUAUUAGCUGCACAAGCAGCAGCAACAAUGCCAAUGUCUUCACCGAAGACGAAACUAAAAUGUUUGUGCGGAUUUAUGCUAAUUUUUGGAAAUUUUCGGAAUCGAAAUUAAUUGAUCUGCCCAUUACCAUACGCAUUGCGUCGAUGACCACACCAAAGGCUCCACUAGUGAAAAGUAUUGAUGUAAUUGAACUGCCACUGCGUAGUCCACCUGAUUUAAUACAAUGUUGUCAGACAUCUGGAAACAUUAUUGUCAGCAGCAAGGAACGUAUCUAUCUCUAUGAAUACACUCAAUGUGUUCACGAAAGUACUCAGCCUCGUUUCAAGUACAUUGACUUUUUGCCGUUCAAAUUUUUCGUCAAUCUCAACUUCGUACCACUUAAGUUAAGUUUGGCCGAAAAUGUUAUAGCCUGCAUGAACAGUCGUUAUUGUGUGGCAUUUCGUGUGAUUGACGUCCUUGCCAGUAAUGCGUGUACAGCGGGAGAAGGUGGUGCUGGUGGCACAAUGUUGUACGGUGAAGAUUUUGAACACAUAGAAAACCAUAUUGAAAUUGAUGCGGAAGAGAUUGCUUUAAAUUCAGAAUCCAGUUUGAACAGCAAGACCAGUGCUGGUCCAUCUUCACACAGUCACAAUAGUUUUGAAACGGACUCUUUGGAAACAACCGCAAGCGGUCGACCAAUGAAUGGCUAUCCCGGCCGAACACCAAUAGAUUUCAAUGUAGCACGUAUGGUAAAUUCGGCUUGCGGACGAGAGUUUGAGGUUGACAUAAGGUCACAAUGGGAACAAAGUGAUGUCGAUGGCAACAGUGUCAAAUCGAAUAUACCAUGCGAUACCCAGGAAAUUAUUAUUGGACCAGCCAAAGCCAAUGAAAUUAAAAUAAAACUUGUUAAUGAGGCUAAGGCAAUGAAUGUCCAGCGUAUUUCGAGUAACGGAAAAAUUGUGUCGGCAUAUAGCGAGGAAAGUGCAGUACAAUACGAUAUUCGAAAAUUAUUGCAAAUUUGUAUGAAGACUUCAGAGCCUGGUGGGGGGAGGGUUGUUGAUAUCUUGCGUUGCAUGGAUUUAAAGGCCAUUUACCAACGUACUGAUAAUGAAUCGGACGAAAUCGAUGAUCCCGAAUAUGAUAUGGGUAAUCAACAGGUACCGGGUGCAAUUUCAACAUCCAAACACAUUAAUAGGCGAACUUUAAAAUCUCCUCGUCACCAAAGUUGCAUUGGUUUUGCCCUACUUGUGGCCAGUAGUGUCGACGGUUAUUUGUAUCAGUUCUGUGCUCAGGGCAAGUGGUACAAUGAAAAUGAAAAACCCAUAGCAACUUACUCCUUCACAGCGCCUGUACUCCACGUAUAUAUAAAUGAUUAUGUCAUCUAUGCUAUAACUACAGAAUCGGUAGAAACGCAUACAUCACGCAUUGGACACAAGCUUUUUAAUAAUCGCUUUGAGUAUCCUUCAUUAGCAGAAUUAUUCCCCGAGGAGUCUAGUCCGGAUGUAAAUGCCCCAAUUGCUGUCGUAGGUCUUUCUUCAUUCAUGCACGUCCAAUAUGUGUGUGUGAAUCGUAAUAAUGUAGUUUUAAUAAGCAAUGGGGCCCUGGCCUCGACUGCAAAUGAAACAGCAGCGAAGCGUAGAAGUACUGGGGAAGGAAAGAAAAAUAUAGCUGCUCGACUUAUUGCCGAGGCAAAGGCAAAGCAUAGCCUAUUGCGAAGCAGUCACGCUAAUCAAUAUUCUGUAACAAAUGAAUGGACUCUAUAUAAUUUGGAGGUACCUGCUGUAGAACAAAUUGUUCUAGACCUGGAGGUUAUAGCCGAGACAUAUCGUACCGCUAGUAGCUCCAACUUUUAUGAUCUGAUGGAGGAGGCUCAUGCAAUGUUGAGAAUGAGUAUUUCAUUGCAAUUUGAGAAGUUGACCGAAGAAAGAGAAUCUCUGCUGCGUGGCAAGUUCAUGGAAAAUUGCCGAAAACUGGCAGAUUUUUCCAUUAGAUCAAAGAAAAAAGAAAUUUAUAUGCAAGCAUCCGGAUUCUACAAAAUGUGCAACUUGUCGCUGUCUGAGAUAUAUGGAAACUAUAUAAAUAAUUUUCUUUACAUGGACGAGGAGAAUGGGGAGGUAAUGAUUUCACCUGUCACUCCUGGCGAUGAUGCAUCGUCCACAAUUGAAUCUCAGCAAUUAGCCGGACUUAUUUACACCGUGAAAUUGUUUUUGCUGAGUUUGGGUACAAGUCGUCUGAAUGCGUCGUUUCUUAAUCAACUCGUCAAACCAUUCUUUACACCCAGCCGGGUGGUAAAGCAGGGAUUUACACAUGUCCCCCUGUCAUUAGAAUUUCUUAACCUCUUUAUAAAAUAUUCACCCAACGAUAUAGCACAGAUAAUGCUUAGCUCCCCCGUAGUGGCUGAUUCCAUAAGUGGUGAAAUAAUAAAUUAUUUAAAAUUUCUGGAUCAUUUAAGCGCCGAAGAUAAUUUGUUGUUUGCGGUUACAGCUGCGCGCAUGUCUAACUACAUUUUGUCUCAAGAGGUUAUUUCUCGUACGAAUAGACAUGAUUUAGCUAUAGCGCUAAUGAAGUAUAAGAAUGUACUUUUCGAUGACACCACAACAUUGUAUCAAAAACAUAAACGCAACAAAACCAAUGAUUACAAUAACUAUAGUUCUCCGAAGCGUUAUCAACAACAGACCCAAAAACAACAGACAAAACAAAAAUUGUUGCCAAACACCAAUGGACAGCAGCAAACAAAUGAAGUUAUUCUCUUUUCUGAUUUCACUGAGACAAUCCUUUUGGCAACUGAAAAAGUCGAACUUAUCGAAGCGAUAAGUGAUGUAUUUAUACAUGCUUUGUGUGUGGAGCAUAGCAUAACACUGGACGUUAUUCUAACAUUGUUCUUGAACUACAUUGCAUCUCACAUCGGACAAAAGGGAUACCAAACCUCGCAAAAAGUAUUUGUUAAUAUAUUACAGGUUUUUUACUAUGAUAUGUUUGAUGUAAACCCGCUAAGUACUGCACAAGACGGGCCAAGCAAUAACACACCUCCUCAUACGGACGAUGAAUAUGACGACGGGUUUUCGAAGCCCAAUAGUGACCGUGACAGUGAAUCACUCGCUAAUUCAAUUGGAGAGAGUAAUUCUGCCGCUAGCUCUUCUUUAGACGACAGGCGCGUAUCGGGACAAUGCAAUCGCAUUGUGUACGAUCAAUUACAGGAACAACAAUCACCCUUUAAACGAAAUUCAAAUGCCUCGCCUCUUAAUACCGAAGAACAACAUAACGAUGUGGAAAUCAAUAGCAAAGGUCUUAAAAUUCUAUUUCGCAUGUAUAUGGGUCGUCUAAAGGCUUUAAGUGACUUGAUCACCGACCUACAAUCAGCCGAUUUAGAACAACAGUCAAUAAAUGAAGAUUUUCUCAGUUUGCGCAUGGAAUGCAUUGCAUUUAUGAAUCGACAUUUACAAGAAAUGAGAACUCAACAGCAACACUUGAAUCUGAAUAAGGCCAAUGUACUGUAUCAUGGAAAGGGAGCUACCAUUGAAUCAAAAUCGGUUUGUGUACCGCUUCUUCCAGAUUAUAAAUUAAGUGGUGAUGAUUUUGAUCGGCAUAUAAAAUCGUAUGUGAGACCAAUACCAUGUCUUUUGGAACGGCCACAAUAUCUAAAUCGCUUGCCACCGUUUAGGCGAGGAGACUUUAGUUAUCCGAAUAUAGAUGAUGGUGAAACAGAAGUACGUUUUGUAGGCUGGCACAAUGAAUUAUUGACCUUAACGUUAAAGAUACAGUCAUUGCUGGCUUCACCAAAAAUUGAACAGGACAUAAUAGAGGAAUUUAUUGCAUUCGUACAAAAAACGCCGAAUCUUAUGGGUAUCGACAGUUUUUUGGUAAUAAUAUUACCCAAGCAUUUGGCAAUUAACUACAUGCUACACUUUUGUCCGGAGUAUUUGUGGCAGUAUGGAAAGUCUAACCAUUUCAGUCCUAAACAAUGGGAAUCACUUUUUAAAAAGAUUUUAGCAAAAAAGGAUCUCUUACCGAAUUGGAAAACGUAUGUUACAGAGAUACUUAAUAACUUAGUCGCUGAUUGCAAUUUUGAGGAAUUGUUACAAUGUUUUCCUAACGAGGUUAUACCCAACAGGAACGCUGAAUUGUGGAACAAGGAGUUUAAGAAUGAAUGUAUUACUUCUAUAGAUACCAAUAAUGGUGGUCUUGUAUUUGAAGAGGUUAAUGAUAAUAUAAUUAAACGUGAUCACAUGCCCAUGGACAAUGUGGACGAAAAUAAUGUAUUUGAAGUGAUAUUACGUAAAGCCGUCUCCAAACAGCGCAGUAUUGCUUUGCGUUCCAUGAUCGAGUCAACUGGAAAACAAUUAUUCGAUGCUACCAGUAAUCCCAUGUAUAAUCUCUAGACUCCGCGUUUUCAUGAAAUCUGAUAAACUUGAAAAAAAUUAUAGUGAAUUUAAAACAAUUUUUAAAGGUUGUGUUACAACGAAUGAUUUUGUGUAAUCUCCGAAAAGACAACAAUAUGUUUAUAAAGGACACAGCUUAGUCAUUCCACGUGAUCUCAACUAUUUAGAAUAUAUAUUGAAUACUAACAAUAUCAUAUUCGCUAUAUACGACAAAUUAACGAUUAUAUUGUAGUUAGAUAAACGAUUUUAUUAGACGUUUCUGAAAGUAGAUUUAAAAAUGUUAACUUUCAAGUAUAUAUCGCAAAUUAAAGUCAUUUGAUUUGUAGUUUACUCACUGAUAUUCUCGUAAUCGACGCCGCGAAGCCGCAUAUAAAACCAGAACCAAAUCAAAUCUUACAAUAAAAAAAAAAAUGAAGGCUAACAGAUAUUUUAACAAUUUGGUGUAUGGGUGUGGGGCACAUGGUGCCAGUAUUAUUCACAGAACUUUUUUUGAUUAAAAACAAAUUAUCCGGAGUCGCAUAGAUAAACAUACACAUAUGCACCAUAUUAUUAAUUGAUCUUAUGAUUCUCAAACUUUAUAGAAAUUAUAAACAAAUAAAUAUUCAUGUAGAACAUUUUCUUCAUACAUUUACACGCUUAUAUUAUGACACUAUCGGUAACGCUUUAUCUUUAAUUACAAUAAGGACACAUGGCACAAUUUUUACUCCUAGUUUUGGUGAUUUAUCCAUUUGUUUUAUCCAUUGAAACCAAUUCCGAAAUAUUUACAGUUAUAGUAAGCAUUUGGUCUAAUUUUUUUUUUUAAUUAUUAAAUUGGUCUCAUUAGGCACAUAGUGUCUAUACUUAUUGAAUAAAGAUCACAGAAAGUCAUACCAAUUUAUUUGCAUUAUGGCCAAACGUUAUGAAUUAAUACUCAUUUUUUAUUUUUUAGAAUUAAUCUUAGUUUUUAUGAAUGAUCAUUUCAAACUGUUAAUAUACAUUUAAAAAUAAUUUUUCUUUACACAUUUAAUAAAGUGAUAUUUCAUUCAGAUA
This is a messenger RNA of Musca domestica (house fly), 6183 nucleotides long. RefSeq lists its product as uncharacterized. The coding region runs from base 382 to 5154 and encodes 1590 amino acids. Gene Ontology annotation, biological process: organelle organization. The record is from RefSeq and is a predicted model, not a curated record. Lineage: Eukaryota; Metazoa; Arthropoda; Insecta; Diptera; Muscidae. Gene Ontology annotation, cellular component: cytoplasm. The transcript is spliced from 10 exons.